Molecule: messenger RNA, 3662 nt
Organism: Anthonomus grandis grandis
Lineage: Eukaryota; Metazoa; Arthropoda; Insecta; Coleoptera; Curculionidae
Exons: 10
Coding region: 371-2848 (825 amino acids)
Biological process (GO): establishment of epithelial cell polarity
Source: RefSeq, a predicted model, not a curated record
UGUGUCAAAGUCUAAAAUGGUGGUUCAUCAGAGUUCAAAAGAUAAACUAAAAACAUUGGGUUUAGUGUAAAUAAAAAAUGUUUUUCCCUAGAUUUAAGGUGUUUUGCCCUUAGGAUUGAAUUAGUCUAACUGAAAAGUGAAUCAAGUAAUCCUAUGGAAGGAUUUCCGAAUUAGGCCAAUUAGUAAACUGUUUUUGUGGGACUUCAUUCAUGAAAUGAUCCUAAACAUGCCAAUUAACAUCCUUAUCUUCACAACUUUCAUUUAAUAAAUUUUAAUGUAAUAUAAUAAUCGUUACUAUCGUCUGUUUAGUCAUUUGUUUAUGACAUUCCAUUAUUUUAAAAUGGAUAAUAUGAGAUAAGUUUUUAAAAACAUGGAGGAUGGUGGCACAGUAACUCCUCAAACGUCUGGUAGUGACAUAACUAGUGAAAAAAUGGUGGCUCCUAGUACAAGCAAUGCUGCUAGAAGGGCAAUGCUGGAAGAACGUAAAAGGGAUAUUGAAGCUAUGUUGGCAAAAUAUCAUCUAGAACUGAAAAAAUUAUGUAUUCAGGAAGCAGAAUUAACUGGGGUAAUGCCACAAGAAAUGCCUGUAGAGAUUGGUGAAAUACCUCCAACAAUAAGAAGGAAAGUAGGAACUGCCUAUCAACUAAAUGAAAAGUUGUUGAAUCUGAGUAUUAAAGAAUCUAGUAGGGAACAAUUAAUAGCUGAUUUAGAGUUAAGGAUUCAGGUACAUAUUAACUUGAUGAAUGCAGCUUUAGGAUUAUCAAUGGAGGGAAAUAUCAGUAAGACUGUCAAAAGGCAGCAUGCCAAAGAAUAUAUUAAGUAUAAGGAACAAGUAAGACAGCUUGAAGAGCAAUUAAUACAACUAAAGGAAAAGGCAGCAUUAGAAGUGAAACAAAAGAAGAAAUCAAGAGUUCCUGAACCUCAUGAUGAUGCAGUAAGUGUGGAUGAAUCUGAACAGUGUCAAACCCAAUCACCCAUGGAUCAACACUUUCAGCAAAUGAGGCAGCCACAUCUAACCAGGCUUAGUCCUGCCGAAACUUAUCCAGAGGCCAGAUAUCAAAACAAUACACAUAUGUUCCAUAGAUCCCGAGAAAAUCAUAUUCCUAAUUCAUUAUUCCCCAGACCUGAAUUUGUUAACUCAGGAAACUCAAUAUAUCAGCUUAAUAAUACUGAUUUGAUGACUUAUUUUGGAAGGCAUGAUAAUAUGCCAGAAAAUGUUUAUCGCGGCAGUCUUCAGCUUCCCCACUCUGUGUCUCCAGGUUACACUGAACAAUAUUAUACUCAACCUACCAACAGACAUAUGCCUGUCCUUGGCCAUCCUAUAUUGGCAAGAAAUCAAUAUUCCCCAUACUACAAUGAACCAAAUCAAUCUCAAGAUUAUAGAUUGAGUGCUAAUCCUGACGAUUAUUCUCCCACUGCUUCUAUCUCAGGAUUGACGUCCAGACAGAGCUCUGGCUCUCAACAUAGUCCUCUAGCUCAAACGUGUAAUCUGUCGUUAAAUACUACUCCAAGACACUCUAGGGUUUUACCAUCAGGUGCUAUUGAUCCUGGCAAAUUGGUACAUUUAUAUCCACACCCUGAAAACAUGCAAGGGCCAGGUUUACAUUACCCUCAUUAUCAAGUGGAUGAAGGUAUUACUGAUUAUAGAAAUAAUAGAAUUAACCCACACAACCAGACGGAGCCCACUUUUGGUACGCCAAGAAAUACUAAUACUUUCGACAGACAUUCGAACCUCGUUACUAUUCAGCCUCAUCAACAGUACGAGAAUAAUGGAAUGUCGGAUAUUCAUGGAAGGUUAGAGGCAUCCUCUAUUGCUGGCACUUUGUGGACUAGCCAAUGUGACAAAAGAUUUGGCAGCUUAGACAGAAGGCGUGCGAUUACCAAAAAAGAGGUUUUUGACGAAAUAACAAAUCAAGCUCGUCCUGAUGAGGAAAAUGGAUUCCGCAAGCCGGUAUUGCAUCCUCUUAAGAGGCAUAUCGAUGGUAGAGCAUUGGUUAGGACCCAAUCUCUAGGCAGUGUUGGGCUAAAUACAGAGAAUAUUUAUCACCCAAGCGAUGAUACUGUGUCUUCAUGCGAUGGAGAAAGAAGACCAAGGCCAAUUUUAAAAAGGAAAGAAAAAGAUUGGGUGGAAACCUCUUUGGACGGCCCUCUAAACGAAUGUCAACCCUUAAGCCGAUCUCAAUCCACCGUUCCCCCUACUUUUCUGCCAGACCAAGCCUUUACAGCUAUGAGGACAUCUCCGGAACAUUCCGCCGAUUCUCCUUGUUCUAAUGAGAAGUUUCAAGUAAAUAACUAUGGGUAUAGACACAGUCCUGUAUCUCCGAAGCCACUUUUAGAAAUUCCAGCCGAAUCCAAUCCGAGCCCGAGAGUAUCGGAACAAUUAAACAUAGAGAUGUUAAACAAUAAUAUUCCUAAAAACUGUAUGAUGGUACAACAAGGCAUCAUAAAGCCAUAUCACGAAGAAACAAAGCCUUUUGAAAUGAGCGAUUUUUACAAGUACUCAACGAAAUUCAAGAAAAGUCCCCAAAAGGAGGCUACUGAAAGGUCCAGCAAUUUAAGCCUGUCACCCAGAGGAGCUGCUUGUAGUAGGAACUUGACUGGUAAUUGGCAAAGUUGGGAAACUUCACAGAAUGGAGUGCCUGAUUCACCCAAUGACAAUAUCACACUCGAUUCUCACAGGAGGAUGAGCAGUAGCUUAAACUCAAGUGAGGACCAGAGAUACGCCGAAGUACCAACUGUUUCUCAGAGGUACCCCGGAGACAUAAACAACUGGUUACAGCAUCAAGAAAAUAACAAUCGUCCUAGCCAAUCGGGUAACCGAUCAAGUUCCAAUGCUACUUUAGUAUAGGAAGUUUUACACCAAGCUAAUCGACCAAAUUAGCAAUAUCAGAAAGAUUGUUUUUAUUCAAAUUAUAGAGCGUUCUGUAUACGCAUUAGAGGUAAGGAUCACAAAGGAGAAGCGCAAAACAAGGAUAAUAUUAUACUGCAAAUAUCAUGAACAGUAAAAUAGUGUAAAAUGAUUAGAAUUCAUUGGAAAAUAACUGACUUUGUAAAUUUCAUAUUUAAAAACAAGAUUGUAGCUUCUUGUUUGAAUCUUUUAUAUGUUCUAAUUUUUUAUUGUUCUCAUUUUAAUGCGGUGGUUUAGUUAUUAGAGUUUAACAAAUGUGUACAUAUUAUAGUCCUUGUUUUCCACUUACUCUUUCAAUUCCUUUGUCACAGAAGUUUUUAAUUGCUGAUUUAUGACAAUAUUGAUCAUGAAAAAAGUGGCAGUGGUAUCGAAACAUAAACAGCUAUGUAGUAAGUUAUUUGUUAGGUUACUUUUUUUGGAAAACGGCUGUUUUAAAUUUAAAGACUGUUAUUUAUACCUUAUCGAUAUUUCUGUUGAUACUAUUUUUGAUUAAAGAAAUCAUAAAAUAUGAAACAAAUAUGUGGCCUUUAAGAUUGUUAUAUUAUAUGUUUUGUUAUUUAAAACUUCUAGUGGGCUUAUACCUUGUCUAAAUAGUCAUGUUGGUUUUACAAAUUGUGAAAUUAUCACAGAUAAUUUUGAACAAAACGUUUGUUUAAUAUUAUUGAAACUGUUAAUAAUAAUUUAAAAUGUUAGUGCUCAGUUAUAUGCAGUAUUUCACCAUUUGAGUACAUUUGUUUCGUUGGAUAUUUUAAAU